This is a messenger RNA of Nicotiana attenuata, 1245 nucleotides long. Its product is annotated as release factor glutamine methyltransferase. Gene Ontology annotation, molecular function: nucleic acid binding; protein methyltransferase activity. Lineage: Eukaryota; Viridiplantae; Streptophyta; Magnoliopsida; Solanales; Solanaceae. The transcript is spliced from 3 exons. The record is from RefSeq and is a predicted model, not a curated record. Bases 61 to 1116 code for a protein of 351 amino acids. Gene Ontology annotation, biological process: protein methylation.
AAACUCAUUUUUAAUUGGUGUUAAAAUAUCCGCAACAAGGUACCGAGAGAGUUGGGAGAGAUGAGGUUGAGCUUCAUUCGACCCAUCUCAUGUUGCGCUGUUUCUUCUUCAUGUCCAGCAACCUCAGUCAAACCUCAAACGCCGCUAUUUCUAAGGCAACCCAUCUUCAAAACAACCUUAUCAGACCUCAAGAAAUGGCACCUUUGGGCUAAAUCCCUAGCUUCUUCUGUGGGUUCCACUUUCUUGGACCUAGACAAUGGUCCAGACUCCGACCUGUUGCUCCGAGAGCUAAAUUGGCUCGUAGAAGAUGCACUCGAACAACCCAAAUCACUCUCACUCCAAACCCACAACAAUUAUAACGAUAAUGCCACCCCAGUUUCAAUCAGGACAUCUUUAGAAGAACUAUAUAUGUUGUGGAAACAAAGGGUAGAAGAAAGAAGGCCGUUUCAGUAUGUGGUGGGUUGUGAGCAUUGGAGGGAUUUGGUUUUGAGUGUAGAAGAAGGGGUUUUAAUACCAAGGCCUGAGACCGAGCUGAUUGUGGACCUUGUAGAAGAUUCUAUUAAGGAGAAUGAGGAGUUAAGGGAAGGCCUAUGGGCUGAUUUAGGGACUGGAAGUGGUGCACUUGCUAUUGGGAUUGCAAGGAUUUUGGGUAAUUCUGGUAGACUUGUUGCUACUGACUUAAGCCCUCUUGCUGCUGCUGUUGCAUCUUAUAAUGUGCAGAGGUACGGUUUGGAGGAAAAAGUGUUGGUAAAGCAAGGAUCCUGGUAUGAACCAUUGAGAGAUGAUGAAGGAGAACUUGUGGGACUGGUUAGUAAUCCACCAUAUAUUCCAAGCAAAGAUAUUGGUGGGCUACAAGCUGAAGUAGCUAGACAUGAACCUAGACUAGCGUUGGAUGGCGGAGUAAGUGGUAUGAAUGACCUUAUCCAUCUUUGUGAUGGGGCUGUUUCAAUGUUGAAACCUGGUGGUUUCUUUGCAUUUGAGACAAAUGGUGAAGAACAGACCAAAUUCUUAGUCCACUAUAUUGAGACUAAGAAGCAAGACAGCUUUUCUAAAGUAAAGAUGAUAUCAGAUUUUGCCGGCAUCCGUAGAUUUAUAACUGGAUUUAGAGGAAGAUGAUCUGUAACAGAGAGAGCCAAAGAAAUUAAAGAGGAAAGAUGUGGACCAAUACUGUUCUCUUGGGUCUGAAAAUGUCAACUACGAUACUUGGACUUUGCUGAAUGAUAUUAAUUUUUUGAUUAUCUUUGA